AUGCCUUGGAUUCAGAUGCCUCUGGUCCAGACUUCGUCACACCAAAGGCUUCGUGCGUCCACAACGGCGAAGAUUGGGCUGAAUGACGCUGUUCCGAACGAAGUUCUCACAUACCUCCAGUCCAUACCUUCUCUCGAUGCCGCCAAUGCAUCGCUUGGGGAUUCAGUCGUUGAACAAGGAGAACGAUCGUCGAAGCGCCGCAAAGUCAGCACCAACGCAACACCCCCCGUGUCCGUGGCAAAGGCGGACAUCGCAUUCUCCCGGCCAUGCAGAGAAGAUGCACCAACGAGCUUCACCAGUACCAUCCACGGCACUUCGUCGAAUCUAAGGCUUCGACUCGAACCUGAUGGAAGUUUUUGCAUGGAGGCGGCACCGUCGUCAUCCCGUCACCUUUUUUCCGCCUCGAUUUCGCUUCAGCCGCACGAUGCAAGCGAAACUGCACGUCGAAUAUUGGAUGUUUCCGGCCAUAGCAGGGACCAGAGCUCACCAGGAGCAAUUUGGACCGCCGCUACUCUUGUCGUCAACCGUGACGGGCCUGUGGUUUCCAUGCUGAUUUCCCUCGAAUUAUUCUGGAACGAAACCCAAUCGCCGCUGUUGCCAUUGAGAAGCCGUGCGGAACGCAAGCUGAGCCAAAAGCUAAUCGAUGUUUUCUUUCCGAUAACGCCGCCCGCUCGUGAUUUCGCCGGAUGGUCUCCCAUGGACUUCUAUGAUGCGGCUUACGUGCCGCCGAAGGACGAUCACGAUUCACAAACAAUUCGUGUGCCUGAACUUGAAGCAACACUGUUUCCUUAUCAGAAGAGGACACUCUGCUGGCUUCUUGCUCGGGAAGGGAUGCAGUGGUCGGCGUCGGAGUCACAACCUCGGCCGCUGCCCCGCAACGACGUAGAGCCGCAAGUGAACGCUUUUCGAUCUUUGACGGAUUCCAAUGGUGACCCGGUCUUUGUUAGUGAUCUAUUUCAGACGGUCACGCGAGACACGAUUCUCUAUCGACAGGCCGACACCUCCGUGCGAGGUGGUAUCCUCGCCGAGGAAAUGGGACUGGGCAAAACGUUGGAGAUCCUGAGCCUCAUACUCUUGAAUCGUCAUCCUGGCCCGUCGACACAGGAAGAGGCCAGAUCCGGCACGCAUCUCACGUCGACUCGCGCGACCUUGAUUGUCACGCCAGAAUCGUUGCGGCCACAAUGGAUGUCUGAAAUUUCACGCCACGCACCGCAUUUGCGAGUCAAGCACUACCAAGGAUGCAAGAGGCUGAAAAAUAUCAACCAAGAUUUUGUCGUAAAAGAGCUUUCCGAUUUCGAUGUUGUCAUUACAACAUAUUCUGUUUUGUCGGCCGAACUCCACUUUGCUUUGGAACCACCGAAGCGAGCGCGGAGAUAUGAACGAGCCUACGACCGCCCCCUGUCGCCUCUAGUCAAGAUACUCUGGUGGAGGCUCUGCCUCGACGAGGCCCAGAUGAUCGAGAAUGGCUACUCGCAAGCUUCCGUCGUCGCCCGAGUACUACCCCGAGUCAACGCCUGGGGCAUCACGGGAACGCCUGUGAAGGAUAAUGUCAACGACUUGGCCGGCCUCCUAUCCUUCCUACAGUACCAGCCGUACUGCUCUGCAUCCCAUAUCUGGCAGUCUUUGAUCAAAGACCACAAGCCACUAUUCCAGCAAAUCUUUAAAUCCAUCUCGCUUCGGCAUACCAAGGCCCUGGUACGGGACGAGAUCAUGCUCCCGCCUCAAAACCGCUAUGUCAUCAGCAUGCCUUUUACGGCCGUCGAGGAACAGCACUACCAGACUUUGUUCAAAGACAUGGCCGAGGAGUGCGAUUUGGACUUGGAUGGCGCGCCGUUGCUUGGAGAUUGGGAACCUUCCAAGUACGAAGAUGCCAUGAGGCGAUGGCUCAACCGCCUGCGACAGGCGACCCUUCACCCCGACGUGGGAGUAUACAGCCGUCGGCUUCUGGGUUCCAGUAAAUAUCGACCAAUGCGGACUGUGGAUGAGGUGCUCAGCGCCAUGCUCGAUCAAAGCGACAACACCAUUCGACAUACAGAACGAGCCUACCAACUAAGCCGCCUUCACCGUGGCCAACUUCUCGAGAAUAGCCCUCGUGUGAAGGAAGCUCGUGCGAUCUGGGAAGAGGUGCGAGUAGACACCGAGAAACUUGUGGGGCUUGCUCGCAAGACACUUGAAGAUGCUUUGCGUGAGCAUGGAAGCGAGAAUGCGGCCAGAAAAGCUACAAUAGCCGGCAGCUCUGAAGACGCAGCCGAACUGGAUGAGUCCGACACGGAAUGGGAAGGGGAGAACAACGGAGAGUUGAACGAACACCGUCGCAGACUGCGUUCUGCCCUAGAGCUUCAUCACAAAGCAGUCUUCUUCUGUGCCAAUGCGUACUUUCAGAUCAAGGAAAACGCUGAGAUGACAGAGCCUGACUCGGAGGAGUAUCACCGUUUAAAGAAGCUGGAAGAUGAUGGUUACGAGCAGGCAAAAGUCAUCCGAAGGGAGAUUCUGCGGGAAAGCAACGGGAAAGCUACGCGGGUCAUGGAGAAAAUUGCGCGGAAAGCGUCAAACCAGUCGUUCACCCAAAUACCUGAGCUUCUCAUCAAUUCUGAUAGGGGAAUCGAGAGUGGUGGUAUAUUGGACGGACUGGAAACGCUUUACAGGGAGCUCAACGAGCAGGCGAAUGUGCUGGACGAAUGGCGGGAGGAAGUCGUUCAGCUUCUUCUGCAGCCACUGGUGGAUGAAGAUGACGGGAUCGAAACGACGGGCGAGGAACUCACCGAGUCUGCCAAAUUUCAAGACCUGCUCAUGGUAUACUACCAGACGCUGAGGGCAGCUAUCGCCGACCGGCAGGAUGCCAUCUCAGGCGGAACCAACGAACUCGUAAAACACGAAACGGAGACGUCGAGGAAGCUCGCCAUGGAUGGUGGCGGUCCAGCCCCAGAAAAGCUGCUCGAAAUGCUGAAAAAACGAGGAGAGAUAAGGCCCGGCUUGAACGGAUCAUCUAUGCGAGGUGCUGUCUGCGACUUUCGCGGUCUGCUGACUCGUCUGGGUCGUGACUUGUCGGGAACCUCUCGUGAGGUAAUCGAAUCGAGGAUGGCGACGUCUCAGUUGGCGGCGACACAGGCGCAACUCAUCAAGCAAAGCAAAGUCGCCGUGGCCCUUGAAUCGGAAAUUGAGAGAUUCAAGACCGUCAUGAACACGCGACUGGAAUACUACCGACAACUGCAGGCAGUGUCUGACGAAGUCAUGCCCAGCGAGGACCCCAAGACUGAGGUGGCAAUUGAGCGGGCAUGGCAAGCCGAGUUGGACUUACGGCAGAAGCUGUCGUCAGCAGAGGCGAAGCACAGAUAUCGCGCCACCUCAGUAUUGAACUUGAAGGAGCAGGGUUCGAAGUCCAAUGAACCCCGCAUGUGUGUCAUCUGUCAGAUGCCCUUCGUCACGGGCGUCCUCACAGUAUGUGGCCACCAAUUUUGCAAGGAGUGCAUCACGUUGUGGUUCAAAGCGCAUCACAACUGCCCUGUCUGCAAGAGGGGCCUCAAGCCGUCAAACUUGCACGACAUCACCAUCAAGCCGCAGCAGCUUCAGGUGCGGAGCGAAGAUGCUGGUUGUGCAGGAAACGUGCAGGGCACCCAAUCCGCAUCCCGGAGGCAAGGCAUCGCCGCAACCCACAAUACGGCCAUCUACUCGGCCUUCAACUCGGAGAAGCUGGCGGAGAUUCAGGAUAUGGACCUUAACGGGCCGUCGUUCACGACCAAGGUCGAUACUCUUCUCCGACACCUUCUGUGGCUGAGGCUGUCGGACCCCGGAGCCAAGUCCAUUGUCUUUUCGCAGUACAAGGAGUUUCUCACGGUCCUCCGCAACGCUUUUCAGCGCUUCCGCAUCGGCCAUGCCUCCAUUGAUCAGCACGACGGCAUCGCCAAGUUCAAGGAUGACCCGGCCAUCGAAGUCUUCCUCCUCCAUGCCCGUGCCCACUCAUCCGGACUAAAUCUCGUCAACGCUUCGCACGUCUUCCUGUGCGAGCCCCUGCUCAACACGGCUCUCGAGCUCCAGGCUAUCGCGCGCGUCGAUCGCAUUGGGCAGCAACACGAGACCACCGUUUGGCUCUAUCUUGUCUCCGGCACCGUCGAGGAGAGCGUGUAUAAUCUCUCAGUCCAGCGUCGCAUGGAGCACAUGGGCCGCCGCGCAGAAACCGCCACUUCGCCUGCAGCGACUGGGGAAGCAACGCCCGAGCUCUUGGUGGCCAGCAUCGAAGAAGCCAACACGCUCGAGCUCGAGCAUGCGGCCCUGUCGAGGUUGAUGAGCAAAGACAAGUCGGCCGGGGAGAUGGUUGACAAAGGCGAUUUGUGGCAGUGCCUGUUCGGGCACGUCUCGCGAGAUGGGGGCAUCGUGCCUGAGAGAGAUGGCCGAAUGCAGGAACAAGCGGUCAUGAGCUACUUAGCCGCCGAGGCGGGCGAUAAGCGCAGACUCGAAUCACGGCGAGAUUCUUGUACGACACAGGAUGGAGGCAAUGUGGGGAAACCAUAG
This is a messenger RNA of Drechmeria coniospora, 4509 nucleotides long. Its product is annotated as SNF2 family helicase/ATPase. The record is from RefSeq and is a predicted model, not a curated record. NCBI's taxonomy places the organism in Eukaryota, Fungi, Ascomycota, Sordariomycetes, Hypocreales, Ophiocordycipitaceae. Gene Ontology annotation, cellular component: nucleus. The coding region runs from base 1 to 4509 and encodes 1502 amino acids. Gene Ontology annotation, molecular function: ubiquitin protein ligase activity; ATP binding; ATP-dependent chromatin remodeler activity. Gene Ontology annotation, biological process: DNA damage response; protein polyubiquitination. The transcript has 3 exons.